This is a messenger RNA of Erpetoichthys calabaricus (reedfish), 4430 nucleotides long. RefSeq names its product lisH domain-containing protein ARMC9. Gene Ontology annotation, biological process: cilium assembly. The transcript has 26 exons. Gene Ontology annotation, molecular function: protein binding. Bases 287 to 2803 code for a protein of 838 amino acids. Gene Ontology annotation, cellular component: ciliary tip; centriole; ciliary basal body. The record is from RefSeq and is a predicted model, not a curated record. NCBI's taxonomy places the organism in Eukaryota, Metazoa, Chordata, Cladistia, Polypteriformes, Polypteridae.
UGUUUCUUAUCUUUAUCCCCCUCCCUGCCAACCCGGUUGCCUGGUGGCGAACAGCCGCGUCUUCCCAUUUCGUGGUUGCUGUUUGCAAGUAGGAAGACUCACAGCCCGUGGCAUUCAAAUCUGAAAUAUUCGGAACUACGGCACCUCAAACGAACAACAGAAAACAAGACCGAGUUGUGGAAGGUAACGAAGGAUUGUUCGGUGUCCCGAGAAGGGCCGCCUUUGGUGCGGUGAGCAGCCCGACUCGUGUUCCCGUUACUGAGACUGGAUAUGAUCGGAGCUUUGAAUGAAAAUGGGUGACAUUUUGGCAUAUGAAUCUGAAAUAUUUGGACUGAUCAAGGAGUAUUUAAGAUUUUGUGACUUUGAAGAAACUGUGAAAAUUUUUGAGAAGGAGUGCAAGGGCAAAGGAAAGCCUAUCCCCAAGACUAUAGGAAAUGGUUUGAGAGAUUCAAAAACUUUAAUAAUUCAGAAGGAAUUCUUGACUUCAUUUGAGGAUGGUGAUGAGAAGGUUUUUUUUAAUCUGUGGGAAGAGCACAUUCCUGAGCAUAUUCGAGACAAGGACCCUCAGUCACAAAAGCUGGAGUUUUACUUGCAUAUUCACUUUGCCAUCUUCCCUCUAAAGACUACGCUCGGAGCACUGGACAGAAGUGAUUUGGAUGAGAGGAUUGCUGAAUUUAAACAUUAUUUGGAGACGAGGGGAGCUGCAAUGAGUCAAACUACAGAAUUUUUACCUUAUUAUGCACUACCAUUUGUUCCAAAUCCAGUGGCACACCCAUCAUUCAAAGAACUGUUCAAGGAUUCCUGGAUUCCAGAGCUGAGAAAAAGACUGGAACAGUUCUUGUCUCUAAUACUUAAAGCCAGUAAUGCUCCAAAGCUGCUUACUUUAUUUAAGGAGACUGGGUCAGGCAAUAAAGAGUAUGUCCAUCAGUUACAACAGCAGCUUCUGGAUGCUGAAAGGAAAGCUGCAACAUACAUGAAAAGGUAUAAUAAAAUGCAGGCAGAUUAUCAUAACCUGAUUGGAGUGACGGCAGAACUUGUGGAUUCAUUGGAGGCCACCGUUACUGGAAAAAUGAUCACACCUGAGUACCUACAGUCUGUUUGUGUCCGCCUUUUCAGCAACCAAAUGAGACAAAGUGUGGCACAAAGCAUUGAUUUCACAAGGCCUGGAACUGGAUAUUACUCUCUGAGCUCAAAUGACAAUGAUGAUGGAUAUGCAUCCUCCAUGUUAAGGGCAUCUAUCGCACCACCGAAGUCCAAAGAUGUACCUCUUCUCCCUUCACUGGAUUAUGAGAAGCUGAAGAAGGACCUUAUGUAUGGGAAUGACCGUUUAAAGGCCUUAUUACUACAGGCACUCCGCUGGCGACUGACCAGAUCCUAUCCUGGAGAACAGAGGGAUGCUGUAUUGCAAGGUUAUAUUAGUAAUGAUUUGCUCCAGUGCAACAGCAGUAAUCAGAGAAGUGUACUUCAGUUGCUGAAUUCCAAGAGUGAGAUUGUUAGGCAAUACAUGGCACGACUAAUUAAUGCUAUUGCUUCUUUAGCUGAGGGGCGAAUAUAUCUAUCCCAGAAUCCAGUGCUACUGAGAGUGCUGGAGAAUACACUGAAGAAUGGUGAGAAAGAUUACCUUAUGAGAGAGAAUGUUCUUGGUGCCUUACAGAAAUUGAGCCUUAGACGUGCAGCACAAACAGCAAUGAUCCAAGAUGGAAUUGUUAUGUGGCUGGUAAAUGUACUGGAGGAUACUGAUUCUCUUUCUGACUACACCUUAGAAUAUUCCGUGGCCCUCCUCAUGAAUCUCUGCCUCAGGACUGCAGCUAAGAAAAAGUGUGCCCAGCAUGCUAAACAUGUUCUCAAGGUGCUGUCUGACCUGCUGGGCCAUGAGAAUUAUGAGAUUCGCCCAUAUGUAAAUGGAGCUCUCUACAGUAUUCUUGCAAUUCCCUCAAUACGUGAGGAGGCAAAAGCCAUGGGUAUGGAAGAAAUUCUCCGUUGCUUUUGUAAAGAAGGAAAUGCAGAGAUGAAUAGGCAAAUUGAGUUCAUCAUUAAGCAGCUUAAUUCAGCUGAAGUUUAUGAUGAUGGGCUUGAGUCAGAUGAUGAGGAUGAAGAUGAUUAUGAUGAAGAAAACCAGAAUGCAAUGGAAUCUGAUCUUGACAAAGCAGAAGUAUUGCAACCUCAGCCAAGAGAGUUGUCCGGAGAGGCAUUGCUAAAUUCAGAAUAUUUUGGGAUUAUGACACAUACUUUAAAAACGAGAAGGAAGGCAGCUGCAGUUCCUAGUCAGAUUAUUGAUGAACCACUCCAGCGACCUGUCACACCCAGCUAUCACCGGACAAUUCUAACACAAGACACUAAACCAGGACCUGAUGUGUAUUACCCUUCCAACUCGUGCGGGAGUGGGGAUGACAAUUUGCAGCCCAUCCACAUUUCUCGACCAGCUACACGGAGUGGGAGCAGACCCAAUACUUCUGAUCGCUGUAGUCCGAUUUUAUCUUUAGAUCCUGAGACUGGCAAGUUUUUUUCUCAUGGUUCUGGAAUUGCACAGAAGUUAGAAGCCUUGUCUCUUCAAUCUAUAUCUGAUCAAAGCACUGAUGAGCGUAAUGGACAGACAGAAAGCUAUGAUAUCUUCAACCCUGCAUUUACUAGUCGACCCAAGAUUCCCAGGACCCCAGAGGUUUCAAAUACAAGCCCUCGAAAGCCCAGGACACCACCCAUUGCCCCUCAGUUCUCUCAGUCUGGUCCCCAGCAAACCAACCGACCAAAUUCAGGAGGAUCAAAUGGAAAAAACAGGCAAAGUAGCCAGUCAUAUAGGAAGUGAAAACUAGAUAUUUGAAUACGCAAGUCAGUUACUUCUCUUGAGAUUCUUCAAGUUUCCUGUAACUUCAUCAGUAACACCAGUAAGAGUUUCUGGAGACUUUGACCAAGCCGAGAAUUUGGAACAAUGCAAAGGACUUAGAUAUGUCAGCAUAGAGCAGCUUUUACACUAUACUCUGGUUUCAUGUUUUUGUUUGUUGUUUUUUUUUGAUCCAAUAAGAAUUACAGACUUCAGGUGUAACAAAGGCAUGCUGGGUGUAAGUUUUCAUAGUUGAAUAGAAAAUACAGAAUGAACAUGAUCUUCAAUUGUAUUUUGAUCAAUGGAGGUGGAUGCAAUCCUUUUAGAAAGGAGUUGGUUUUUAAAUGUAACCCUCUGUUUAGUUCUGCACAUCAAGUCUUCAGGCAUUCUCUUGAGGAGAGUGUGUCUUAAUAUACUGCAAAAGUCUGCACGCUCACUCACCAACAUGUCCGGUUUUAUAUAUACUUUUUAUACUGGGGGCAAAUGGCAUAUUGGAGAAGGUCCUUCAGAUUCAGGAGCCCAAUCAAGUAAAUAAAGAUUUGAUGGAGUGUGACAGCAAUAAAAAUGUUGUCACAUAAUGCCAGUUGUAGCCCAUUAAUUUAACCAACUGCUGAAAUAUUUUAUGAGUAAACUGCAUUCAAUCAACAAUUUCUUUAAAUAUAAAUUAUGGAAAAGCAUUAGUUCUGUGAAAGACAAAAAAAAUAAUUGGCAAGAGAGACAACUGCCUGUUUCUGAAUUCAAGAAGAGAUUACAGAGUUUUCUAAAGUACACACUUGCUAGCCUUUUUUUUUCGGAGUAAGACUUUGUUUGUUUGAAUCAUUUACAAAUGCAAUAAUGUUGGUACAUUGAAGAGGAAUUACUAUUCUCAUAAACAAAACAUCAUUGCUCAUCAAAUUAUUUUUUUUAAUCCUUAUGUUUUCAAACUGAAGCAAUAUGAUCUUGUGAGAGGUAACAUAAAAUAAUUGUAUGUAUUUUGUGUAUAUUUUGGGAUAAUGAUUAUAUUUUUAUAAGAAGCAAAAUUUGAUAUAUUCCAGGUUUAUGAUUUGGAUUGUUACUGUGUCUGCUGUCCACUUUCCACUCCCUUCUCCCACAUUGCUGUCUCUCCCUCUUCUCUCCUCUAGUAAGGAAUGAGGUUGUUGUUUUCAAGUACAGUCUUCACAUCUCCUUCUGUUUUAUUAACAUAACUGCAAGUGUGAUGUGUGGCUCCCUGCUUUUAUUCUCUUCUCAUCAAUUCAGUGUUGUUGCAUGCAAGUAUUUGUGUGUUCCCUCACCUGAAAUUCUUCUUGCCACUCCCUGAGUGUUAUUUUUUGUGUUUUUCAAAUGCAUGUCCAUGAACUUAUCUAGUCUUUUUGCUCAUACUAAAUUGAGUAGUUGUGUUUAUUACUUUAUAAAUCAGGAUAUUUAUUUGUCUAGCAGGUACUUUUUACACACACUGUAUCUUUUGUGUUUCUUUCAUAAGCACAUUUACAGUGACACGUCAACAUUUGUAUAAUUGUGGUUUAUCUGUAACAUAUUUUUAUCCUGUUUUUAGAUUGUGUGCAGUGCUAUAUUUUCAUAGCCAUUGACUGAAUUUAUUUUUCUAUGUGUAGUAAUAAAUCUCCUUUAAAAUGUU